AUGGAGUCAGAUUUAUUUGAUGUCUUUGAGGAGAAGCCAGUGGUUGUGGAACAGAACUUAGAGGAAGAGCCUGUAGACACAUAUACCAAGAACGAGAAAAAGCACGAACUAUCUGAAGAUGAAGGCGUUGAAACUAAAAAGAUAAGGCCAAAUAAGUCUGCGGGACCCAAACCAAAGGAACCUGUUGUUCCCGUACUUGCCGACUCUUUUGAGCAAGAAGCAUCCAGAGAGGUUGAAGCUAUUACAACUCUAACGGCAGCCGAUGAGGCAGAAGGUAAGAUGAGGUUGUCCCAUCAAGUGCGUCAUCAAGUCGCUUUGCCUCCAAAUUACGACUAUAAGCCAAUUGGUGAACACAAGAGAGUAAAUGAAGCGAGAACCUAUCCGUUCACUCUUGAUCCUUUCCAAGACACUGCUAUUUCUUGUAUUGAUAGAGGAGAAUCCGUUCUAGUUUCUGCCCAUACAUCUGCUGGUAAAACGGUGGUUGCAGAAUAUGCUAUUGCACAAUCUUUGAGGGAAAAGCAAAGAGUAAUUUACACAUCUCCUAUCAAGGCUUUGUCCAAUCAGAAAUACAGAGAACUGCUAGCUGAUUUCGGUGAUGUCGGUCUGAUGACCGGUGAUAUUACCAUCAACCCUGAUGCUGGUUGUUUGGUCAUGACCACCGAAAUUCUGAGAAGUAUGUUAUACAGAGGUAGUGAAGUGAUGAGGGAGGUUGCAUGGGUCAUUUUCGAUGAAGUGCAUUAUAUGAGAGACAAAGAGCGUGGUGUUGUUUGGGAAGAGACAAUCAUUUUGUUGCCCGACAAGGUCCGUUAUGUUUUCCUAUCUGCCACUAUCCCCAAUGCUAUGGAAUUUGCAGAAUGGAUUUGCAAAAUUCAUUCUCAACCUUGCCACAUUGUUUACACCAAUUUCCGUCCUACUCCCUUGCAACAUUAUCUAUUCCCAAGUCAUGGUGAUGGUAUAUAUCUGGUCGUCGAUGAGAAGAGCACGUUUAGAGAAGAAAAUUUUCAGAAAGCCAUGGCUUCAAUCAGUAAUCAGGAAGGUGAUGACCCUAAUUCCGUCAAUGCCAGAGGGAAAAAGGGCCAAACAUUCAAGGGGGGUGCAGCCAAGGGUGACUCCAAAGGUGACAUCUACAAGAUUGUGAAAAUGAUUUGGAAGAAGAAAUACAACCCGGUCAUUGUAUUUUCCUUCAGUAAGCGUGACUGUGAAGAACUAGCUUUGAAGAUGUCAAAGCUGGACUUUAACUCAGACGAUGAAAAAGAUGCUUUGACUAAGAUAUUCACCAACGCCAUUGCUCUGCUACCGGAAACAGAUAGAGAAUUACCCCAAAUUAAGCACAUUUUACCUUUGCUUAGAAGAGGUAUCGGUAUCCAUCAUUCUGGUUUGCUUCCAAUUCUUAAGGAAGUUAUUGAAAUUUUAUUCCAAGAAGGUUUCCUGAAGGUACUCUUUGCUACUGAAACCUUUUCUAUCGGUUUAAAUAUGCCUGCCAAAACUGUUGUGUUCACAUCUGUAAGAAAGUGGGAUGGUAAACAAUUCCGUUGGGUCUCAGGUGGGGAAUACAUUCAAAUGUCAGGCCGUGCAGGUCGUCGUGGGUUAGAUGAUCGUGGUAUAGUUAUCAUGAUGAUUGAUGAAAAAAUGGAGCCUCAAGUUGCCAAAGGUAUGGUUAAGGGUCAAGCUGAUCGUUUGGACUCCGCAUUCCAUCUAGGCUACAAUAUGAUUUUGAAUUUGAUGAGAGUCGAAGGUAUAUCUCCAGAGUUUAUGCUCGAACACUCCUUCUACCAAUUCCAAAAUGUUGUCUCUGUACCUGUGAUGGAGAAGAAACUUUUGGAGCUGGGCAAGGAAGCCGAAUCUAUUCAUGUUGAAGAUGAAGAGAAUGUGAAAUCGUAUUACGAACUAAGACAAACAUUGGACAGCUACAACGAGGAUGUUCGCCACAUCAUGACACACCCUGCAAAUGCCUUGAGCUUUCUACAACCAGGCAGAUUGGUAGAAGUGGUUGUUAAUGGGACCGAAAACUAUGGUUGGGGUGCUGUGGUUGAUUUUGCUAAGCGUAUCAAUAAGCGUAAUCCAACUGCCGUUUACACUGACCAUGAGUCGUACAUUGUGAAUGUUGUUGUCGGCACCAUGUACAUUGAUUCUCCUGUCAACCUACUAAAACCUUUUACAACAGAUUUCCCAGAAGGUAUUAGACCCGCUAAAGAGGGUGAAAAAUCCAUGUGUGUCAUUAUUCCUGUUACGUUGGAGUCGAUUCAUGCCAUUGGUAACCUGCGUCUAUACAUGCCAAAGGACGUCAAAGCAAGUGGUCAAAAAGAUACAGUUGGCAAAUCGUUGAAGGAGGUAGAGCGCAGACAUCCCAAGGGAAUUCCGCUACUCGACCCGAUCAAGAACAUGAAGAUUGAAGAUGAGGACUUUCAAAAGCUAUUAAGAAAGAUUAAAGUUUUGGAAGCUAAACUGUACUCAAACCCGCUCAGUGGGUCUGCUAAGUUGAGUGAGUUGUACAACCAAUUCAGCAGAAAGCAUGCCAUAGAAACUGAUAUGAGACAGUUGAAGCAUAAGAUCACUGAAUCACAAUCGGUUAUCCAAUUAGACGACCUUCGUCGCCGUAAGAGAGUGUUGCGUCGUUUGGGGUUCUGUACACCAAAUGAUGUUAUCGAGCUAAAGGGUAGAGUGGCAUGCGAUAUUUCCAGUGGUGAUGAACUGCUAUUGACGGAACUAAUCUUCAACGGUAAUUUCAAUGAGUUGAAACCGGAACAGGCUGCUGCUUUGUUGUCAUGUUUCUCUUUCCAGGAACGUUGCAAAGAGGCACCAAGAUUGAAACCAGAGUUAGCCGAACCCCUCAAAAAUAUGAGAGAACUUGCCUCGAAGAUUGCGAAAAUCAUGAAGGAUUCGAAAAUGGAGGUUGUGGAAAAGGAUUACGUCGAAAGUUUUAGACACGAGCUAAUGGAAGUUGUUUACGAGUGGUGUAAAGGUGCCACAUUCACCCAGAUCUGUAAAAUGACUGAUGUUUACGAGGGAUCCCUGAUUAGAAUGUUCAAGAGAUUGGAGGAGUUGGUUAAAGAGUUGGUUGAUGUUGCUAACACAAUUGGAAACACAGCAUUGCGCGAAAAGAUGGAAACGGUCUUGAAAUUGAUACAUAGAGAUAUCGUCUCGGCUGGUUCGUUGUAUUUAUAA
Messenger RNA from Huiozyma naganishii CBS 8797, 3165 nucleotides. It is a transcript of the gene MTR4, whose product is annotated as ATP-dependent RNA helicase MTR4. Gene Ontology annotation, cellular component: nucleus. The record is from RefSeq and is a predicted model, not a curated record. Gene Ontology annotation, molecular function: RNA helicase activity; oxidoreductase activity; RNA binding. The transcript has a single exon. Gene Ontology annotation, biological process: maturation of 5.8S rRNA; RNA catabolic process. NCBI's taxonomy places the organism in Eukaryota, Fungi, Ascomycota, Saccharomycetes, Saccharomycetales, Saccharomycetaceae. The coding region runs from base 1 to 3165 and encodes 1054 amino acids.